AGAUACAGCGGGUUAUGGGGUUGGGUUUUUUCAUUUUCAAGCGGUUUUCCGCCUCCCCCCUCGCACGCCCGAGUCACCCCGAGCUGGGGUGUCGCUCCCGCAGCCCGUGAUCCCCCCGCGGGGACCGCUCCUCGGCGGGUUUGCAGCCCUCAGCCCGAGGUUCUCAGCUCCCCGGAGCGGAUUGGACUCUUCGGGUAGAAAUCGCCGUGCCGUUCCGAGUCCUGGUGUUCAGGAUUUUGGGGAAGCGCUCCCAUCACCGCUCCCCGAAGCUGCAGAAUGCGAUAAGGCAGACUCCUACUAGAAACUGGAGCAUAAGGAGUUGUUUUGGGUGAAGGAUGCUCAGAGAUACCAUGAAGUCCUGGAGUGACAGCCAGUCUGACCCCUACAGCAGUGACCAAGAGGAGGAAGAACAGAUGAUUUUUGGAGAAAAUGAAGAUGAUUUGGAAGAGAUGAUGGAUUUCAGUGACUUGCCUACCUCACUCUUUGCUUGCAGUGUUCAUGAAGCUGUGUUUGAGGUACAGGAGGAAAAGGAAAGAUUCGAAGCACUUUUCACAGUCUACGAUAAUCAAGUUACGUUCCAGUUGUUUAAAAGCUUUAGAAGAGUCAGGAUAAACUUCAGCAACCCAGAGGCGGCAGCAAGAGCACGAAUAGAGCUGCAUGAAACUGACUUCAGUGGAAAGAAGCUGAAGCUGUACUUUGCACAGGUACAGGUAUCCAGUGAAAUAGGUGACAAGUCCUACCUCCUUCCUCCACAACCUGUUAAACAGUUCCUGAUAUCACCACCCGCAUCACCACCAGUUGGAUGGAAACAGAGUGAAGAUGCAACUCCUCUGAUAAACUAUGACUUGCUUUGUGCUGUCUCCAAGUUGGGACCAGGGGAAAAGUAUGAGCUCCAUGCAGGAACAGAAUCAACUCCCAGUGUAGUUGUCCAUGUCUGUGAAAGUGAGACAGAAGAGGAGGAUGAAUUCAAAAACCCCAAACAGAAGAUCCUGCAGACAAGGCGUCCAGAGCCACCUCCAACAAUACUGAGUGAAUCAAAAGCCUUUGAUUGUACCCUGGAGGUAGGGGGCACCAUGCACUGUUAAGCUGGGUGAUGCUCAAGAUAGUAUCAAAAAUCAGACACUUAAUGAGUACAUGUGUUGAUGUCUGUACUGCUGCUAUAUGUUCUGUAUAGCGACAACAGGUUUUACUUGUAGUUGUCUCUCAUGUUCAAGACUUUGGAUGCCAAUGCUCUGAAAAGCACUUUAAUUUUAGGGACUAGUCCCCCAAGUGUAGCAAAUCCACCUGACUUGAAAUAGUGACAAAUAGGAAGUCUGGUUGUGGUUUUGUUCUUAAAGAUGUUUCCCUUUUCUUUAUACUGUACACUGUGAUGUACCCAGUGCUGAAACAGUAUCUCACUGUCCUGACUGGAUUUGAGGAGGUUCAUUGUGCAACAAUUAAAAGCUGAUCUGUACUGGUACAACAGCCUCCAGCUCACCUAGUGUUAAGUGCAAGUGAAAUGUGCUCUUUAUGCUAAAAUUCCUUCUCAGCUGGUCAUCUCCUGAGGUGAAGAUUAAUCUUGGCUUUUCUCAGAAAUGCCAAGUAUGUGUUUUUAAUUUGACAUGAGGCACAAAUACACGUGUGGGACUAAAUCCCAGCAGUUUUGCUAACUACACAGAGAACAUGGAGAAGAACAGAAGACUGAGCAGAUGCCAGCACUGCUGCUGUCUGUGAGAGGACACCAAAAGGGACAGUGGUUUGCACUGACACCUAAUUAGGAGGGAAUUACAGUAUGUAGGGUGAAAUACAGAUUCAGCUACUGAAUGUGUUGUCUGUGAUCCUCUCUGAAAAUACAGUAAUGAUUGUUCUCUGCAGUCCCAGAGAUGGCCUACAUUUAUAAAUAAAUUCAGUGACUCUUAUGUUAUGGCUAAGUUAUUUUAGGAGAUAAAACAUCUAGGGUUAAUUUUUUAACUUGUGCUCCUAAACUUCUCCAGUCUGUUUCGUUUUUUAAGACAAUCAGUUGCCUGGCUCAGCCAGUUUUUAUGCAGCUUCAUUCCUUGUUUGCUGUUUUUCAUUAAGACUUCUGUGUGGCAUCCUGGCUGUCUGAUGGAGCAUCUGCUGCUUCUGGGACCAGGAUGCAUCUUUUAAAAUACAAAUCUUUAAUUUUGUGAUCUUGUGUUAAGUGUUUCAGUAGGAGGAAGAUGUCUCAGCAUAAUGACACAGGCUCCUGUGCCAUUUUAUAAUCAACCUUUUUUAGUCUAGACAGAUUCUUCUUUUUUUCUAUUUAAAAACAAUUUAUUUGUGAACCAACCAGGCUGCUGUUCAUACAUAUAAAUCAUUCAGAAAUUGGCCUUUUCAAAUUCACUUGAGUGUGUUUCAGUUCUACGUGAUGUGCUUAUGGAAUUUUCAAGUGUGUUUUCACUCGAUUGAGGGUGGAGAGAAGUAAUGGGCAUGAAUUUGUGUGGGCAGGGUAGUUUUCAACUCUGUGUUGUGCCAGCUCGUGAUCCCUUCCUGCCACCAGCUUCGAGUUGCAAAAUGGGAUCCUGCAGGCAGGUCCUUGUUCCAGAGGCAGGAACAGUAUAUAUUAAAGUAGGAAAAUGGGGUUUGUUCAUUUUGCCUCCACAGGUGUGACAUUUAUGUAUCUCUUCAGGUAUUAAAAUCACUCAAAGUCUGACUUCUCUGUCUCAUUGUUCCACAUUAUUAAACAAAACCAACAAAAAACUUGUAUUGUCCAUCAGGCUUGUGUGUUUUUAAAAUUCCAGAAGUCUGUUUUGGAUUUCCUGUGGUGAUUAUAUUUUUGUUAAUGGUUUCAUUUCUACCCUAUUGUAGAAGUUGCUGUAAGUAGGAGUAAGUGGAAGAACCUUCAGAAACAGUUUGAUAAGGCAAAUCAAGCAAGUAAUGUUGUCAAUGUAUCUUGUGUAAAAUGUGUAACAACUUGCAUUCCAACAUCUUCCAUGGUGUAAAGACACUUAAAAUAAAAACAAUGCAGUGCCAUUCA
Molecule: messenger RNA, 2977 nt
Organism: Apus apus (common swift)
Lineage: Eukaryota; Metazoa; Chordata; Aves; Apodiformes; Apodidae
Gene: RCAN3
Product: RCAN family member 3
Exons: 5
Coding region: 336-1085 (249 amino acids)
Biological process (GO): calcium-mediated signaling
Cellular component (GO): nucleus; cytoplasm
Molecular function (GO): nucleic acid binding; calcium-dependent protein serine/threonine phosphatase regulator activity
Source: RefSeq, a predicted model, not a curated record